Helianthus annuus (common sunflower) is the source of this 1931-nucleotide messenger RNA. Its product is annotated as cationic amino acid transporter 6, chloroplastic. Gene Ontology annotation, molecular function: amino acid transmembrane transporter activity. Gene Ontology annotation, cellular component: plasma membrane. The transcript has 6 exons. The record is from RefSeq and is a predicted model, not a curated record. The coding region runs from base 15 to 1781 and encodes 588 amino acids. Gene Ontology annotation, biological process: amino acid transport; transmembrane transport. Lineage: Eukaryota; Viridiplantae; Streptophyta; Magnoliopsida; Asterales; Asteraceae.
GAGUACAAAAGGUGAUGGAUAUCAACCAUGGCUCAUCUUUCUCGAGCUUCAAAUCAUACAUCUGUGCACUUUCUGACCUCGGUAACCGGCUCCGUUGUCGAGCCGGUUGCGUCUCCACCACCUUUGAAGAAACCAACCAAAUUCGGUCCCGAUCCGGUACCGAUAUGAGGAAAAACCUCCGGUGGUAUGAUCUCAUCUGCUUCGGCAUCGGCGGAAUGGUCGGGGCCGGUGUUUUUGUGACUAGCGGUACCGCUAGUCACGACAAGGCCGGUCCCGCGGUUAUAUUGUCCUACGCCAUUGCAGGACUAUGCGCGCUCCUGUCGGCGUUUUGUUACACCGAGUUCGCGGUCCACAUGCCGGUUGCUGGUGGUGCCUUCAGCUACAUCCGUGUAACUUUUGGCGAGUUCACCGCAUUUUUAGUCGGAGCCAAUCUUGUAAUGGAUUAUGUCUUAUCGAACGCGGCCGCAGCCAGAAGCUUCACCACCUAUCUUGGAACAGCCAUUGGCGUUUCGGCUGAAUCGAAAUGGCGAAUAACCGUUUCGUUUCUUCCUAACGGUUUUAAUCAAAUCGAUGUCAUCGCGGUCCUCAUUAUCCUUAUUCUCACUCUCGUUAUUUGUUACAGUACGAGAGAGAGCUCUGUAUUGAACAUGAUAUUAACCGCGGUACACAUCAUGUUCAUAUUAUUUGUGAUCAUGAUGGGCUUUUGGAAAGGCGAUACGAAGAACUUCAGCGAGCCGUCGGAUCCGAGUCAUCCGGGCGGGUUCUUCCCGUUUGGUGCUCCAGGAGUGUUUAAUGGAGCAGCUCUGGUUUAUGUUAGUUAUAUAGGAUACGACGCCGUUUCAACUCUGGCUGAAGAGGUUAAAAAUCCGGUUACUGAUAUUCCUAUUGGAGUUUCUGGGUCUGUUAUUCUUGUGACCGUUCUUUAUUGUUUGAUGGCUGCUUCAAUGUCUAUGCUUCUCCCUUAUGAUCUGACAGAUCCAGAAUCACCAUUUAGUGGUGCAUUUGAUGAAAAUCCAGACGGAUUUAACUGGGUAUCUAAUGUUAUCGGAGUUGGCGCUAGCUUCGGGAUACUAACGUCGUUGUUGGUGGCGAUGUUGGGCCAGGCUCGAUACAUAUGUGUUAUUGGGAGGUCAGGGGUGGUCCCGACAUGGUUUGCCAAGGUUCAUGAAAAGACAUCAACUCCUGUAAAUGCGUCUGUGUUUUUAGGUAUUUUCACAGCAGUGAUAGCCCUUUUCACCGAACUACACGUCCUUCUCAACCUUGUCUCUAUUGGCACACUUUUUGUAUUUUUGAUGGUCUCUAAUGCGGUCAUCUACAGGCGGUAUGUGUCAGUGGAAACCACGAGCCCAUGGCCCACUUUGUCGUUCCUAUUAAGCUUCUCACUUACUUGCAUCAUGUUCACCCUAUUAUGGUGGCUAGGGCCACCUGGGAAACCCAAGGGCUACAUGCUUGGUUCCUGCGUUGUAGUCGCAGUGGGAUUGGUUCAACUAUUCAAUCACAUGGUCCCACAAGCGAGGAAGCCCGAUUUUUGGGGGGUCCCGCUUAUGCCAUGGAUACCGUGUGUUUCAAUCUUUCUCAACAUAUUCUUGUUGGGAAACAUCGAUGCACCUUCUUAUAUACGCUUUGGGUUCUUUUCGGUUGUUAUAGUGCUUGUAUAUGUUCUCUAUAGUGUUCAUUCUAGCUUUGAUGGGGUAGAAGAAGGGAGUCUAUGUCAAAAGAGUGUUGAAAUGGUGAAGGAAUCUAUAGAUAUAGAGGACCUUACUCUAAAAGUCCAAAGUUGACCUUUUGACUUUUUUAAUGUUGUUGAUAGAGAUAUGAGCAAGAAUAGAACUAAAAUUUGGUGGGCAAGUUGUAUAGUGGGUGGGUUUGGCCCCUUUUGUAUAUAAAUGUAAUGCAAUUAUUCCAUCAGCUUUUGAAGAUGGUUCACAUGA